UCCAAAUUGCUUUUUUCGGGCGGCCAUUUUGAAUGUUUCUGUUGACCGUCACUUCUAUCGUCUGCGGUGAUUUGUUUUGUCUAAAUACAAGAUCUCAGCAAUAUGUUCUUGAUAGGUUAGUAAUGAGAAGUGUACUACCACAUGGAGAACUUUGUGCUGUAUGAUGAGGUGGGGAGAGGCACCAAAUCUGUGGUGUACAAGGGCAGACGGAAGGGAACUAUCAACUUCCUGGCCAUACACUGUGUGGACAAGAGCAAGAGGGCAGAAGUCACUAACCAUGUUCGUCUGACCCAUGAGAUUGACCAUUCCAACAUUGUUCGGUUCCACGAGUGGUACGAGACCAGCAACCACCUGUGGCUGGUAGUGGAGCUCUGUACAGGUGGUUCACUGGAAACACUGCUCGCUCAGGAUGGUAGCCUGCCGGAAGAUGUCAUCAGACAGUUUGGGGUGGAGAUCAUCAGAGGACUGCAUCAUAUCCAUGAAAUGGGGGUGUUGUUUUGUGACCUCAAUCCCCGUAAGAUCCUGCUGGAUGGACCAGGUGUGUUGAAGCUGAGUAACUUCAGCCUGGCUCGUGUGGAGGAGGAAGACUUGGAGGAGUUUUUCCGACAGACGUCAGCGGAGUACGAACAGUCGGAGGACCACGGCGACGCCUCGGACGACUCAACUCCCAAGAAAAGGAGAACUCUGGGUUCUCCAGUAUACAUGGCACCAGAAAUCCUCCAGGGAGACGGGCAUUCCAUGCAGGGUGACCUUUGGUCUCUUGGCUGUCUCCUCUACGAGCUUUUUACAGGAAAUCCGCCAUUUUUCGCUGACAACUUCACCGAGCUCGCUGACCAGAUUCUCAACAAGGACUUCCCCACCCCACGAGUGCGUGGUAUCAUCCGACCCUCACCAGACUUUCUCACUUUGUUGGUAGGACUUCUCAAAAAGGAACCUCAAGAAAGGUUAGACUGGGAGGGCCUGCUAUCCCAUCCCUUCUGGCAGGGGGCAUUUCUAGCCAGAACAGGCAGUGCAGAUGAGAAGGAUGGGGAGAAGGAAGAUCAGACAGAGACCUCUCCUGAAGGGUCUCUCCAGAGACAUAAGAACAUCAUGUUGUCUCCACUGGGGAAGAGUGAGGAAGGUUCUCCCAGGAAGAGUAUGAUAGCAUCCUUAAAACUGGAUGACACAGGAGAACUACUUGUUCCUCAGAAUGCUCCAGAUGUGAAAGAAGGAGUCUUCACCUUAAGUUCUACUCAUAAGUCUGCAAUGAUCGACCAAGAAGACCAGGAGAAGUUGGCUGCCACUGCACGCCCCCAGACACCAAAAGAUGCUAAGAAUAAGAACAAGGGACGAGAGUCUUCCGCGUCCAAUGUGACACGGUCUACACGGAAGACCAGUGUGUGUGAGGAUAAUGAAGAAGUGUUGGAACUGGCCUAUCACGACUCUGAUUGGACUGUAACUCCAAUAGUUGACAAUCCAAAGAUCCAGAAGCCUGCACCAUUGAAGUGGGAAAGCAAGGGCCUUCCUGUACCUGCUCACUCAGCUGACAAACUGUUGAAGAUGAAGACCGUGGAGGCCCGUGCACACCUGUCUGCCUGUCUGGAGUACAUCAGGGCACCUGACAAGGGAGCAGCUGGACACAAGGCUAAACUACAGCUGCUCAACUACCUGACAGCCAUCGCUUCUAAAGAUGGAGUGGCCAACAUGGUCAUCAAGAUGAACAUGCUGACCAGUCUUGCUCAAGUGAUGAAGACGACAACUUCACUUGAUCUUCGACAGAAGCUAGCCAGGAUGAUUGGAGUUUCAGCCAACCAUUCCACUGUAGUCCAUGAUGAUGCACAACUUUCUGAGAUCUUUACAGCCCUGGCUGAGGUGAUUCGAGACAACUUCCGUAACGCCCGGCUGAAACAGAGCCUGCUGCCUGCUCUGGGGGAGCUCAUGUUCUUGGUGUCAUCCCUGGAGGAACAGAAAGGGGGCGCUGUUGAGAACUGGACCAUCUCUCCUCUGUGCUUCACACUUGUCAUGAGAUGUCUGCGAGAAGGGGAGGAUGCGGUGGUUCACCACAUUGCGGCUAAGAUUGUGGAGAACAUGGCGACCACGUCCGGCGCCCACAGGGAGAGGUUCGUGACUCCCGAGAUUGGACCCAUGCUCUGGUACCUGUUCACCCACUCCACGGUCGACGCUCUCAGAGUCACCGCUGUGUCUGCAAUGUGCAGGCUGAGUAAACAUUCCAGCACAGUGUUCCAGAGUGUGAUAGACAAAGUGGGCCUGCCCCAUGUGCUGGAGUCCCUGGUGCUGGGCAUCUCCCGUGUGCAGCAGUCUGUAGUCACCAUGUUCAUCACCAUGCUGGCUUCAGGGGGACAUCUACAGAGGCUGGUACAGGACAAGGAUUUUGUUCAGAAGUUGAUGAGGCUGCUGGAAAGUCCAUCACUGAUUAUCCGAGCCAAAGCUUUCCUGGCCAUCCAUGAAGUCAUCAGGAACAACAGGGAGAUGUUACUGACCUGCUGUCAGGCAAGACUUGUGAUGUACAUUGAGCGAGACAUGAGGAGAACCCUCCCAGCUAAACCUGACCAGCAGGAGGACAUAGAGUACAUGAUGAGAUGUCUGGACCUGCUUAACGGGCUGUUUGUGGCAGAGUUACCUCAAGUUAUGGGUGAAGCUAUUUCCAGCCUUGAGGCAAUAUCAGGCAGAAAGCAUCCGUCGUCCACCCAGGCAAAACAGCUGAAGCUACAUGUGCCACUGUUACCUGUUAUGCUGCACCUGGCUACUAGUCAGGUUUUCCGCCCAAAGAUAGUAACUGAACAGUUCAUGUCAGGCAUUGGAACACUACUGACACAUCUUCAAAGUCUGGACUCAGGAGCCACCAGUAUUGAAACAGCACUGGGUCCAUCUGCUAUGGAGGAUUUGAUGCAUGUUGUACUGUCAGUACUGGAGGCUCUAGCACAGCACCCGACCAUCCUCACUCAGUACCACACUGUGGUUGUCCAGAAAAUAUUGCCUCCAUUGGCUGCCCUGGUUAGCAGUGAGAAUGCCAAUACCAGGGCCCUUUGUCUGCGGAUGCUCUCCGAGAUUGCCUCCCUGUAUUUCAUCAACGAUGAUUUCUACGACAUGGGAGCUACCUCAGACCAGACUGCAGCAAACAACAGUCAACUCAACCUUAUCGUGGUUAAAAUGUUGUUUCCUCAAUAUGAACAGCUACUCUUGGAACCAGACCCACUGCCAUGCUAUGCGCUAAAGCUCUUGCAAGCCCUGCUGGAAAGGAGCCCUGUGUUUGUCAGGAACCUUGAAGAAAUGGGCUUGGUCCAUGUUCUCUUCCAAGUGAUAAUAGAACACCAGGACAAUGCAACCAGCAGUACCAUGCAAAGCCUGAUGGGAAUCUUGAACUGCAUUGUGGGAUACAAAGACACCAACAUGCAGACCCUAUAUGAUCUAGGUCUAGUAGACCAGCUGAUGUCCAUGCUACUGGAGGUGACCAGUCAGUGUAUGGAGUCUGAGGAGAAAGGGGACGUGAAGGCCCCCAUCGCCUCCCUGCUGUCCCUGUUAGACACUCUCCACUGCCUGCUCAAAUACAUCACAAACCUGAUCAGGCAGGCACUACAGGGCCAGAAGUCAGGAGAACAGACCCAGGCAGCAGAGCACCUACUGGUAGUGAACAAGCCUUUGGUGGAUCUCACCAGCUUACUCAUUCAACUGUUGUGUCAUGAUGACCCAGACAUCAAAGACUGGGCGUCUCGCUGCCUGUCCCUGAUGGUACAGCUGUAUGGUGGGGAGUAUGCAGACACCUUCAGCCCAGAGUGUGUGGAGUGUUUCGCAGAGGCUCUCACUACUGCUGAUGCCAGGAGGCAGAAACUGCUGCUCAGAAUUAUCAAAAGAGUGAUUGUAACAGAGAAGAAACAUGCUGCCGUGUUGAGGGAACAGGGACAGCCUCUAGUGGAUGCCAUGACAAGUAUGGUGAAGGUGGCAAGUUCCCAUGCAGAUGUUGCGGUGUCGUCAUUGGCUGCAGACAUACUCAAGACCAUCGGUGUCAAAUUAUAAACAUGUACACCAAUGCCUUACAUUGUAGUCAGUGGCCUUCCAGAGUUCUACAUGAAUAUCUGUGCUGUGAAAUGAUGCACUCUUAACUUAUGACUUCUUAUGAAAGACUAGGUGAAAAGAAAAUGUGUGCUGUGGAGAUUUUU
This is a messenger RNA of Branchiostoma belcheri (Belcher's lancelet), 4157 nucleotides long. RefSeq names its product serine/threonine-protein kinase ULK4-like. Gene Ontology annotation, biological process: protein phosphorylation. The record is from RefSeq and is a predicted model, not a curated record. Lineage: Eukaryota; Metazoa; Chordata; Leptocardii; Amphioxiformes; Branchiostomatidae. Bases 142 to 4014 code for a protein of 1290 amino acids. Gene Ontology annotation, molecular function: ATP binding; protein kinase activity. The transcript is spliced from 32 exons.